GCGGAAGGAGGAGGGCAGGGACUGUAUAGACCGGCAAUGCUCGGAGGGAGACAAGCUCGAGUCAAAGAAUCUGUCGGAAAGUGCUAUGAUGAAGGGACUUGUCCGGAUGAGGUGGAUCUAGGAGAGGUGGUGGAAGAUGGGGAAGGGAAGAGGUUUGUGGUCUAUGAGGCGGUGGAUGGCAUUAAAGAACAGUGGCUAAAAGAGCGCACUGUCAUUAUAAUUUUUCAGGAUGAAGCAAGAGGUCUGUCCAGGCAGGUGAAGUUGGAUCUGGUUCGAGCCUACGAAGAUGGGUGGUUUGCUCGCAAGCUGUUCAAUCUGGAUAUAAAAAGGGGUCGGGUGCGUUUUGAAGGACCCAAUGUUAUAUUGUAUGUGGCAAAGGCAGGCGAGGUGGCAACAUGGCUAAUUGAGCAAGGGGAAGCCAUCUUAGAACUGCAAGACAAAGAGUACCGUGCGACCUUCAAACCUUGGAUGACUCGACAAGACUUGAAAAAGCUGCGUCUACAAGAGGCAGAAAGGAAUUUUUGGAUAGUGGCGUUAAGAGUACAACUUGAUGCGUAUUACUAUCUGAGAAGCGCAGUCACCAAGAUGUCCGGCGAAGUCCUAAAUAUGCAUCCUCCUAAAUUCGACUCUACACGGCCAAAGCUAAUGAACGUGAAACUGGACAUGUCCCCAGAUGCCCGCUUCCGAGUGGACGACGAGUUGGUGAUUGAAUCGUCGAAAGGGGAACGGUGGAAAGUGGAGGUAGCAACACCAUACACAGACUGGUGUCGCCGCUAUUACUUUUUGCAGAGUGGGGUUCCUUAUCUCGUGCAAGUUCUUCACGAGGCAGUUCAAGAAACAGCUCGAGACAGAUGUCCACAUCCAGAACAGUUGCUGACACAGCUCAUCAACAUAACAGUCAAGAGGAGUCCACCCGCAUCCAACUGCAAGCGGCCACCAACCAGCCUCAUGAAUAGACUCAAUAUUGCUACUUGGAACUUAAGAGGGCUAGGGGACACGACAGGCAGAGAAAAGAAAAGAAGGGUGAAGAGUUGGGUUCAUGAGUGGAAGGUGAAUUGCCUGCUGAUUCAGGAGUCGAAGCUGAAUGAGGCGAAGCUAGCGGAAUUGGGGAACUGGUGGGAAGGGUCACAGGUGUGGGCCCCGACACAAGGCACAAGAGGGGGAGUUGGUAUCCUUCUUCACCAGGAUUUGCAGGCAAGAGUUCUGGAGUCAGAAGCUGACUUAUGGGAAAGAUGGGCAUGGUUCAGGGUGGAAGUGGGCAAUGAGGAGUGGUCUAUCAUGACAGUUUAUGCACCUACAGACAAGAGAGAAAGAGUAAGCUUCUUUGCGAAUCUGAUGCUUCACAUUCCAAAAGUAGAGAGACUGAUAAUCACAGGCGACUGGAAUCUGACUCUAGACGAAGUCCUACAACCUAACGCAAGAUCAGCCAACUGAAGGGGUGUCCAAACCCUCCUGGAACUGGCGACCGAGUUGGAACUGUCGGACCCAUUCAGAUUGAUGUCACCGGAAGA
Molecule: messenger RNA, 1511 nt
Organism: Chara braunii
Lineage: Eukaryota; Viridiplantae; Streptophyta; Charophyceae; Charales; Characeae
Source: the annotation of a GenBank genome assembly